AUGGAGGAGCAACAGAACCACGCGGACAAGAAUGUCCACUUUGACGACUCGGCCGCCCUCGAGCAGCUUGGCCACAAGCAAGAGCUGCAGAGAAAUUUCUCAAAGGUUUCUCUGCUGGGUCUUGCCUUUGCCAUUCUCAACACCUGGACCGCCCUGUCCGCCUCCAUCAGUCUCGCCCUCCCCUCUGGUGGACCUAGCGCCGUCAUCUGGGGAUUGAUGGUCGCCGGUAUCUGCAACCUUUGUCUCGCCGCUCCUUUGGCCGAAUUCCUCUCUGCCUAUCCUACAGCUGGUGGACAAUAUCACUGGAGUGCUCUUAUCAGUUGGCCCAGAUGGUCUAGAGGCAUCAGCUAUGUGACCGGCUGGAUCAACGCUGCUGGCUAUGUCAUCCUCACUGCCACCGCGCCCCUUCUCGGAAGCACCUUUGUUAUCGACACCAUCUCGUUCAUGCAUCCGACCUACGAGCCCAAGGCCUGGCAUCAGUUCCUCAUCUACCUCGGUUUCACCUUCAUCGCCCUCUUCAUCAACGCCUUUGCCAACCGCCUCCUCCCACUGUUCAACAAGGCUGCGUUCCUGUGGAGUAUCUCUGGUUUCGUCAUCAUCAGCAUUACGGUCCUUGCCUGUGCCUCUCCCAACUACCAGAGCGGUGGCUUCGUCUACGGCAAGUUCAUCAAUGAGGUUGGCUGGCCCGAUGGUCUAUCUUGGCUCCUUGGACUUCUUCAGGGCGCUUUUGCUCUUACUGGAUUCGAUGCCGCGGCUCACAUGAUUGAGGAGAUCCCCAACGCGCGAAAGGAAGGCCCCCGCAUCAUGAUCUGGUGCAUUCUCAUCGGCAUGGCCUCCGGUUUCAUCUUCCUCUCCUGCCUUCUCUUCGUCCUCAAGGAUGUCCAGACCGUCAUCGAGUCUCCCGCCGGCGCUCUCCUCCAGAUCUACUUCGAUGCCACCAACAGCAAGGCCGGAAGCGUUUGCCUCAUCGUCUUCUCUAUUGUCUGCAUGGUCUUCACUGCCACCGCCAUCAUGACCACUAGCGCCCGAAUGACCUAUGCCUUUGCCCGAGACCGCGGUCUGCCCUUCAGCAGCGUUUGGGCUGUUGUUCACCCCACCCUCGACGUGCCCCUCAACGCCCUUCUCUGGACCACUGCCUGGGUUAUCAUCUUUGGUCUGAUUCUCCUGGGAAGCUCCAGUGCUUUCAACGCCAUUACCGCCGCUUCCGUCGUUGCUCUUGGUGUCACUUACGCUAUCCCUCCCUUCAUCCACCUCUGCCGCGGUGGAAACAUGCUUCCCGAGGACCGACCUUUCAAACUCAGCACCCCCGUCAGAUGGGUCUGCAGCUUGGUCGGUAUUGCUUGGGCCAUCCUCACCACCGUCCUCUUCGUCUUCCCCCCCGAGCUCCCCGUCACCGCAACCAACAUGAACUACUGUAUCGCUGCCUUUGGCAUCAUCCUGCUCAUCGCUGUUGUCACCUGGAUCAUCGACGGAAGGAAGAACUAUAAGGGUCCCCUCAUCGAGAUGAACCAAGACGGUGCUACUCUGGAGGGAGCCUCCAUGGCCGAUACGACUUGCACUUCCAAUGCUGAGGAUGAUAUGAAAGGUCAUUAA
This is a messenger RNA of Fusarium keratoplasticum, 1593 nucleotides long. RefSeq lists its product as uncharacterized. The coding region runs from base 1 to 1593 and encodes 530 amino acids. Gene Ontology annotation, cellular component: membrane. Lineage: Eukaryota; Fungi; Ascomycota; Sordariomycetes; Hypocreales; Nectriaceae. The transcript is spliced from 3 exons. Gene Ontology annotation, molecular function: transmembrane transporter activity. Gene Ontology annotation, biological process: transmembrane transport; amino acid transport. The record is from RefSeq and is a predicted model, not a curated record.